Metarhizium acridum CQMa 102 is the source of this 321-nucleotide messenger RNA. RefSeq lists its product as uncharacterized. Lineage: Eukaryota; Fungi; Ascomycota; Sordariomycetes; Hypocreales; Clavicipitaceae. The record is from RefSeq and is a predicted model, not a curated record.
AUGACAGAGGACGACAUACGCUGGAGGAACUUGCUGAAAUUGAGCGAGAUGCCAUGGGUUCGCGGUCAUCGGCUUCAGGGGCAGGUUGUCUAUCUAGCAACAGCCUACAUGGCCACUGCCGUAGAAGCGGCGAGGUCACUGUCGCCAGACAAGAACGUCGCCCUUAUUAAGAUCCAGGACUUUAGUCUCCGCAAGCCGCUCGUCUUUAGUGAGGACGGCGCUGGUAUUAAGACACUGUUUACGCUCCACGGCGUGACCAGGGAACAAGGUGACCAGAUCUACGUGGCCUCCUUCUCUUACUGCGCAUCUACAAACGCCUAA